UCUGAUGCUUCUACCUUGCAGGUCCCUGUGGCCUUCAACGAUGCUUCGUUUAGCUUCUCUGAGGAGGAGUGGAAGAGCCUGAACGAGUGGCAGAAGGAGCUUUACAGGCACAUCAUGAAAGGCAACUACGAGGCCGUCAUCUCCAUGGACGCUGCCAUUUCCAAGCCUGACCUGCUGUCACGGAUUGAGCAGGGAGAGGAUCCCAAUGCCGAGGAUCAGGAGGACUCUGAGGGAGGAGAGACCCCCACAGACCCCAGUACUGAGUUUUUCUUCCCUGGGCCUGAUGACAGCUCAUGGGGUAAAUAUGAAGAGACUCUGGCUGAAAGCCACGAAGGCUCUGAGGAAGAGGAGAGCAUGGAGGUCCCUGGUACAU
Messenger RNA from Acanthisitta chloris (rifleman), 373 nucleotides. Its product is annotated as zinc finger protein 777-like. The annotation marks the transcript as partial. The transcript is spliced from 3 exons. Lineage: Eukaryota; Metazoa; Chordata; Aves; Passeriformes; Acanthisittidae. Gene Ontology annotation, biological process: regulation of DNA-templated transcription. The record is from RefSeq and is a predicted model, not a curated record.